AUGGUCAAUGCCUUGCCAUACGAAAUAUUUCUGCUCAUCACAGAGAACCUACCCAUGGACCGGGAUGUUUCAUUGAAAGCAGACGUAAAUUACCAUAGAUGCAUCUAUAAUGGAGAAGCCAAGCCCUUAACGGGAGGCGCAAAAGAGGGAUAUGUGGGCAUCACAAGACUGCUCCUGGAGCAUGGCGCCGAAGUUGAUCUCUGCAAUCCGGAUGGGGGACCAUGUGAACCUCCGUCGACAUUGGCCGCAGCUGAAGACAAAUACGGCAUUUUAUGCUACCCGAAGGAGAUUCAAAAUUACCGGAGUUCAGAUGAUGAAAGUCUUGAUGAAAGCCUUUACCUCGACAACAUAUUUGAUGUAAGAGUAACAGAGAAGUUAAAGGACACCCGGGACUACAAGGCUGCUGUGAGACUACUUGGGGCCAAUUCCAAGAACACGAAGAAGGCCUCACUAUCGCGUGUAUCACCUUUGAUGGUAGCUGCUAGAUGCGGCAAUCUUUAG
This is a messenger RNA of Penicillium expansum, 501 nucleotides long. RefSeq lists its product as uncharacterized. Lineage: Eukaryota; Fungi; Ascomycota; Eurotiomycetes; Eurotiales; Aspergillaceae. Bases 1 to 501 code for a protein of 166 amino acids. The transcript has a single exon. The record is from RefSeq and is a predicted model, not a curated record.